AUGGCGGAUGUGACCAGGGUUUCAAAAUUUGGUUUACAUGUUUCUACCGACCAAAAUUCGAAAGGUCAAGCUGUGGUGGCGCAAGGAGGAGGCAAGCUCGGCGGCCUCGAGCUCCGCAAGUCCGGCAGCCUCGGCAAGCUCGACGAUGGCGUGCUGGAUCUCAGCGAAGUCAACGGCGGUGGGAUGGAUCUCGACGAGCUCCGUGAUGAAGAGGACCUUCCCGGCGGAGAGGUACGCGGAGACAAGCACGACCGAGGGGCGCGAGAGAGACAAGGGAGCAGAACAGAUCAAUGGAGAGCGGGUGGGAUGGAUCUCGACGAGCUCCGUGAUGAAGAGGACCUUCCCGGCGGAGAGAACUGCGGGAGUAGCGAGUGCGAGGGACGGAAGGGUGGUGGUCAGGACACCAAGGGACAUCCAAGCGACUUGUGCCAAGUGGAAGGCAACAACAAAGACCAAUCGCCUGACCAUGUAUCAGUCGGUUCAGCACCAAAGAAGUCUAGUACUUCAUCACGAGGCCGGCACCGUAAUUUCUCAUCAUCAACAUGCAAAGAUUUUCUCCGGAAGUUUGUGGACAGUGAACUUUUAACUUCAAGCCUAGAGGAUUGGUUCUCUGGUCACAGUGAAGAUUGUGGUUUCAGGAAGCCAGCUUUUGAUGUUCCUUUCGACCUUACAGAAUUACAGAAUUUUGAUUAUGCUCUGGAGGGUGUUACUUUUCAGCAGCUAGUACGGAUGCCAAAUGCUCUAUAUGCAUCGACAUCAGAUGUUUUUGAAGCUACUGCUUAUCUUGCUUUAGAGGAUUUCCUUCAUGCAGGCAUUAAAGGAUUGUGGCAAACUUUCUGGGGUCCUGAUGAAGCAAUGCCAUUCUCAGUUGCCUGUAUACACAGCACAAGCUCCAAAUUUUAUCCUGCUGAGAAGGCUAUUAGCAGUGGAAAACUCGAUGGUGUUUGUGCAACCGCUAUACUAUUGAAGAAUUUGAAGCAUUCACAAGGAAGAUGGGAUCAUAUUGUCGUGUUGGCUUUGUUGAGACCUGAUAUCGGAAUGGUUUCCGCACAGGGUGACCAGGAGCCAUCUCCUGCUGUCUUAGGGGAGGCACUGUUCUUUGCUUUGCGUGUCCUACUAUCUCGAAGCCUUGGUAGAUCCUCUACUGUUCUUCGCAAUUCAGACUGUGUUUACUUGCUUCUUGUUGAUUCACAGUUUGGAGGAGUGAUAAAAGUGCAAGGUGAUUUGAACAAGCUGGAUUUUGAUCUGAACAAUGUUUAUGACUGUGCUGCUGAAUGGAUAAAGAAACAUGCCAAAAUUUCAGUUUCUUCCAUAGAUCGAGUAUGGAACAAACUUGGGAAUGCUAACUGGGGAGACGUUGGGACCCUUCAGGUUCUCAUUGCAAUAUUUCACUCAAUGAUCCAAUUUUAUGGAGAGCCUAAGUAUUCUCUCGAUGAACUGGCGACGGAACAUAGUUCAAGGCUACAAAGUCGAAGAUCAGAAAGACAUUUGGUUGAUAGACAAGCUAAUGGUAAUGGCUUAUUUCGAUUCCAACAGCGAAGUCACUCUCCUGAAAUUGUCGAAGUUCAGGAGGAAGCAGCUGUUGAUGUGAAACCACAUGAAACCUUAAGGCUUGAAAUAGGAUCUGUUGUAUUGAUGGAUGAUGCUUACAAACAGAAAGGUUUUCAAAUCAAUGACAUCCUAACAGACAGUGAUCCUCCUAUUUAUACUUCUACUCCUGUAGAAGAACCUACGAGAACCUAUUUGCUGUAUGUAGGCUCCAGUCCUUCUCAUUUGGAACCAGCAUGGGAGGAUAUGAACUCCUGGUACCAAGUACAGAGGCAGACCAAAGUACUGACUGUGAUGAAGCAACGAUGUAUUUCUAGCAGAUAUAUACCACAGAUGGUAUCUUCUGGACGGGUCAUCCAUCCAGGCCCAUGUAACAAGCCUAACUCAAAUGGAAGUUGUGGUCAUCCAUGGUGCAGUACUCCAAUGCUUGUCACCUCACCAGUUGGUGAGACCAUUUCAAAUCUGAUACGGAAUGGAUUGUUCGGUGUUGAGGAGGCUCUGAGAUGUUGCCAUGACUGUUUAUCGGCUCUUGCUGCAGCAGCUUCUUCAGGAAUCCGUCAUGGUGAUAUCCGGCCAGAGAAUGUGAUCCGUGUCAAUAAUGGUUCAAGGCAUCCAUAUUUUGUGCUUAUUGGAUGGGGUCAUGCUAUCCUAGAAGAUAGGGAUCGGCCAGUAAUGAAUCUAUUCUUCUCAUCUACAUUUGCACUCCAGGAAGGAAAACUAUGUGGAGCAUCUGACGCAGAAAGUUUAAUUUAUCUUCUAUAUUUCUCUUAUGGUGGAGUUUGCCCCGAGCUUGACUCUGUUGAAAGUGCAUUUCAGUGGAGGGAGACAUCAUGGUCGAGGAGAGUUAUACAGCAGAAGUUGGGCGACAUCUCAGCAGUGUUAAAAGCUUUUGCGGAUUAUGUCGACAGCCUUUGUGGAACUCCAUACCCGAUGGACUAUGAGAUCUGGUUGAAACGACUGCGAAGAACAAUAAAUGAAGAUCAUGGGAAGGAGGUCGACACAUCCUCAAGUUAA
This is a messenger RNA of Miscanthus lutarioriparius, 2562 nucleotides long. The record is from the annotation of a GenBank genome assembly. NCBI's taxonomy places the organism in Eukaryota, Viridiplantae, Streptophyta, Magnoliopsida, Poales, Poaceae.